Molecule: messenger RNA, 1033 nt
Organism: Medicago truncatula (barrel medic)
Lineage: Eukaryota; Viridiplantae; Streptophyta; Magnoliopsida; Fabales; Fabaceae
Product: protein LURP-one-related 10
Exons: 3
Coding region: 250-888 (212 amino acids)
Source: RefSeq, a predicted model, not a curated record
CAUGAACCUUCGUGAUACUUUCUUUUUUCCCUCAUUUAAUUUACUUAUAUAAAUAUGUUUAAAAUCAAUCAAAUUAUUAUAUAAGAAAGUUUAAACGAUCCCUCUCAUUAUUCUCACACAUAUAUUUGCCUAACAGAACAAACAAGAUUCUGAUCUCAUCACAAACAAAAACUAAAAGCUAGCAUAACAUAAAAUAUAUACGUAUACAUAUACAUAUAUAUCACCAACACCAUCAUCGUUACUAUCAUCAUGGCUUAUCCUUAUCAACCACAACCUUCUUCCUCUGCACCGAUGCCACCACUCCCCACCACCAUAAUAGGCCCUCAAUAUUGUACUCCAUAUCCGGUGGAACUCGCGGUGGUGAAAAAGGUGAUGACCAUUGCAGACAACUUAACCGUUACUGAUGUCAACGGCAACAUAGUUUUCAAAGUUAAGGGUUCUGUGUUUACCAUACGUGACCACCGUGUCUUGGUUGAUGCGGCCGGUAACCCCAUCAUCACCCUACGUCGCAAGAUAUUGACUAUGCAUGAUCGGUGGGAAGCAUAUAGAGGUCAAAGCACAAAUGCUAAAGAUCUAAUAUUUACAUUGAAACGAUCUUCCCUAAUGCAAUUUAAGACCAAAUUAGAUGUGUUUCUUGCUGGUAACACAAAAGAAGAUGUUUGUGACUUUAAAGUUAAAGGGAGUUGGUUCGAACGAUCUUGUAGUGUUUAUGCUGGUGAAUCUAAUAACAUUGUUGCACAGAUGCACAAAAAGCACACGGUGACGAGCAUUUUAAUUGGUAAAGACCAUUUCAUGGUUACCGUUUAUCCCAACAUUGAUUACGCUUUUAUAGUGGCAUUAAUCGUGAUUCUUGGCGAGAUUAACGAUGAUGCAAAGAAUAGUAACUAGAGGAUUAGUGUUUUGUAUUCAUUAAUCAUGAUUCUUUUAUUUUCAAUUAGUGUGUAAUAGGGUUACAUGUAUUAAAAAACUUACGAGGUUAGCAGAUUAUAGAUUGAAUAUAGCAAGUUUCAUUUUAACAUAUGUAAAUAUCAUA